AUGACGCACUGUUCCAGCGGAACGCGGACAGCGACGGUGUGUAGCACACCUUCCGAAGGCAGAUGUUACUCAAGAGUCGACGAGAAAGGAUAUCUUGUGCGUGGAUGUUUGGCUGACAUUUCCGACCCAGAGCUAAAAGCGAGCUGUGAGAAGGAUGGCGUCAAUUGCUUGAUUUGUGAUGGGCCAGGAUGUAAUGGUGGAUUUCUGCCAAAGAAUACGCUCAGCUGUGUACAGUGUGAUUCACGACUACAACUCAACCGUGCUCAGGAGCAGAAGGAUGAUAACAAUGUGCAGUACUGUCGACGCCAUGUACAAGAUGAUCGUUGCUAUGUACGUACCGAUACAGAUGGAAGUCUUCAGCGCGGUUGCUUGUCAGAUCUAACUGACGACACGCUCUGUAACGCUGGCAAUUCACUGGUGUGCGAUAUGUGUAAUGAAAACAGCUGUAACAAGUAUGCAUAUCCAUCGAAUAGACUGUCUUGCUAUCAAUGCAAUAGUGGGCACACUUCAAACUGCGACGCAGAACAGCGCAAUGAUGAGCUGCUGCAGUGCAGAUUCCAUCGCAGUAAAGAUGGAUGUUUCAUCAGAACUUACCAAGAUGAAGUAAUUCGUGGAUGCAUAUCGGACUUGGGGAAUGGUACGAAUCCUUGUGAAGGAUGGAAAAGAAAUGAUUGUCGUACAUGCUACGAAGAUGGCUGCAAUUAUAUCUCCAAAACCGCUUUACGAAACAGUAGCUCCCUUGUAGGAAUAGAAAUGUGGAUACUCUCGAUAUACUGCAUUCUAUUAGUUUCCUCCAAAAUGUUCGGAUAG
Anopheles marshallii is the source of this 810-nucleotide messenger RNA. RefSeq lists its product as uncharacterized. NCBI's taxonomy places the organism in Eukaryota, Metazoa, Arthropoda, Insecta, Diptera, Culicidae. The coding region runs from base 1 to 810 and encodes 269 amino acids. The transcript has 2 exons. The record is from RefSeq and is a predicted model, not a curated record.